Molecule: messenger RNA, 3397 nt
Organism: Orcinus orca (killer whale)
Lineage: Eukaryota; Metazoa; Chordata; Mammalia; Artiodactyla; Delphinidae
Product: X-ray repair cross-complementing protein 6-like
Biological process (GO): telomere maintenance; cellular response to X-ray; double-strand break repair via nonhomologous end joining
Cellular component (GO): Ku70:Ku80 complex; nucleus
Molecular function (GO): telomeric repeat DNA binding; double-stranded DNA binding; damaged DNA binding
Source: RefSeq, a predicted model, not a curated record
UCUGCCCAAAUUGAUCUCUUCAUUGCGCUCAAGCAACCAACAUGUCAGGGUGGGAGUCCUAUUACAAAAAUCAGGGUGAUGAGGAAGAAGAAGAUCAAGAGGAGGGCCUUGAAGCAGGUGGAGAUUAUAAAUAUUCAGGAAGACAUAGUUUGAUUUUUUUGAUUGAUGCUUCCGAGACCAUGUUUGAAACUCAGGAUGAAGAUGAGUUGACUCCUUUUGACAUUAGCAUCCAGUAUAUCUGGAGUGUAUACACCAAUAAGAUCAUAAGCAGUGAUCGAGAUCUCUUGGCAGUGGUGUUCUAUGGUACCAAUAAGGACAAAAAUUCAGUGAAUUUCAAAAAUAUUUACGUCUUGCAGGAAUUGGGUAAUCCAGGUGCUCAAUAAGUGCUAGAGCUUGACCACUUUAAGGGGCAGGAAGGGAAGAAACAUUUCCAAGACCUAGUUGGCCAUGGAUCUGACUACUCCCUAAGUGAAGUACUGUGGGUCUAUGCCAACCUCUUUAAUGUCCAGUUCAAGAUGAGCUAUAAGAGGAUCAUGCUUUUCACCAAUAAAGAUGACCCCCACAGCAAUGACAGUGCCAAAGCCAGUCGGGCCAGGAUCAAAGCUGGAGAUCUCCGUGACACAGGUAUAUUCCUUGACUUGUUGCACCUAAAGAAACGUGGGGGCUUUGACAUAUCCUUGUUCUACAGAGAUAUUAUCAGCAUAGCAGAGGAUGAGGACACAGGGGUCCACUUUGAGGAGCUGAGCAAGCUCAAAGACCUGCUGAGGAAGGUUUGCGCCAAGGAGACCAGGAAGCGCGUGCUCUACAGGUUGAAGCUUAAGCUCAACGAAGAUGUAGCGCUUACUGUUGGCAAUUAUAAUAUGGUCCAGGCUCUCAAACCUUCUCCAGUGAGGCUUUAUCGGGAAACAAAUGAACCAGUGAAAACCAAGACCCGGACACUUGUAAAUACAGGCAGUUUGCUUUUGCCUAGCGACACCAAGAGGUCCCAGACCUAUGGGAGUUGUCAGAUUGUAUUAGAGAAAGAGGAAACAGAAGAGCUUAAACGGUUUGAUGAACCAGGUUUGAUUCUCAUCGGUUUCAAGACCUUGAUAAUGCUGAAGAAGCACCAUUACCUGAGGCCCUCCCUGUUCGUGUACUCUGAGGAGUCCCUGAUAAAUGGGAGCUCAACCCUAUUCAGUGCUCUACUCACCAAGUGUCUGAAGAAGGAGGUCAUGACAGUGUGCAGAUACACACCCUGCCAGAAUAUCCCCCCUUGUUUUGUGGCCUUGAUGCCACAGGAAGAGGAGCUGGAUGACCAGAAAAUUCAGGUGACUCCCCCAGGCUGCCAGCUCAUCUUCUUGCCCUAUGCUGAUGACAAACGGAAGGUGCCCUUUACUGAAAAAGUCAUGGCAAACCCAGAGCAGGUAGACAAGAUGAAGGCUAUUGUUCAGAAGCUCCACUUCAAGUACAGAAGUGACAGCUUUGAGAACCCAGUGCUGCAGCAGCACUUUAGGAACAUGGAGGCCUUGGCUUUGGAUCUGAUGGAGCCUGAACAAGCCAUGGAUCUGACAUUGCCCAAGGUUGAAGUAAUGGACAAAAGACUGGGCUCCCUGGUGGAUGAGUUUAAGGAACUUUUCUACCCACCAGAUUACAAUCCUGAGGAAAAAGUUCCCAAGCGAAAACAAGAUGAUGAAAGUUCUGGAAGCAAAAGGCCCAAGGUGGAGUUAUCUGAAGAGGAGCUGAAGGCCCACGUCAAAGGCACACUGGGUAAGCUCACUGUGCCCACACUGAAGGAAGCCUGCAGGGUGUACAGACUGAAGAGCGGGAUGAAGAAGCAGGAGCUGCUGGAUGCUCUCACCAAGCACUUCAGAAGGCCUGACCGGAGACCAUACAGCCAGUUACCCUUCCACAUUGUAGCCAGGCUGCCUGGUUUUGUUUUUAUCAAGUUAAAACAUGUUUCGUCUGAGCCAGGAAGAGUCGGCCUGACAGAAGCCAAGGACUUUGUUUAUGAGACUUUCUGUUGCCAUGGAGACCGCAUUGCCAUCUCACUGUGCCCUACUCUACUGUCUGAAUAAAGAGCCCUAACUUUGUACUAUUAAAAACAAAAACAAAAAAAAAUUACCUGCCUAGAAUUCAUGUUGCUAAGAGGUUUAGAAAACAAAGGUAGAAUGUGUGGCCCUGGUACUCUAGAAUGCGGCUGUCCCAUACUGUAGCCUCUAGCCACAUGUGGCUAUUUAAAUUUUUUUUAAUAUUUAUUUAAUUUUUGGCUGUGUUGGGUCUUAGUUGCAGCACACAGGAUCUUCCAUUGCAGCGUGUGGGCUCAGUAGUUGCUGUGCACGGGCUUAGUUGCCCUGCAGCAUGUGGGAUCUUAGUUCCUCAACCAGGGAUCGACCAUGUCCUCUGCAUUGGAAGGUGGAUUCUUAAAUCUGCCUAAAUUUAAGGGACCACCAGGGAAGUCCCUAAAUUUUAGUUAAUUAAAAGUAAAUAGAUCAAGUGGGGUUUAUCCCAGAAAUGCAAGGAUUCUUCAAUAUAGGCAAAUCAAUCAAUGUGAUACACCACAUUAACAAACUGAAGGAGAAAAUCCAUAUGAUCAUCUCAAUAGAUGCAGAAAAAGCUUUGGACAAAGUUCAACACCCAUUUAUGAUAAAAACCCUACAGAAAGUAGGCAUAGAGGGAACUUACCUAAACAUAAUAAAGGCCAUACAUGACAAACCCACAGCCAACAUCGUUCUCAAUGGUGAACAACUGAAACGAUUUCCAUUAAGAUCAGGAGCAAGACAAGGUUGCCCACUCUCACCACUCUUAUUCAACAUAGUUUUCGAAGUUUUAGCCACAGCAAUCAGAGAAGAAAAAGAAAUAAAAGGAAUCCAAAUCAGAAAAGAAGAAGUAAAGCUGUCACUGUUUGCAGAUGACAUGAUACUAUACAUAAAGAACCCUAAAGACGCUAACAGAAAACUACUAGAGCUAAUCAAUGAAUUUGGUAAAGUAGCAGGAUACAAAAUUAAUGCACAGAAAUCUCCUGCAUUCCUAUACACUGAUGAUGAAAAAUCUGAAAGAAAAAUUAAGGAAACACUCCCAUUUACAAUUGCAACAAAAAGAAUAAAAUACCUCGGAAUAAGCCUACCUAAGGAGACAAAAGACUUGUAUGCAGAAAACUAUAAGACACUGAUGAAAGAAAUUAAAGAUGAUACAUACAGAUGGAGAGAUACCAUGUUCUUGGAUUGGAAGAAUCAACAUUGUGAAAAUGACUCUACUACCCAAAGCAAUCUACAGAUUCAAUGCAAUCCCUAUCAGACUAUCAAUGGCAUUUUUCACAGAACUAGAACAAAAAAUUUCACAAUUUGUAUGGAAGCAGAAAAGACCCAGAAUAUCCAAAGCAAUCUUGAGAAAGAAAAACAGAACUGGAGGAAUCAGGCUC